Molecule: messenger RNA, 2662 nt
Organism: Cebus imitator (Panamanian white-faced capuchin)
Lineage: Eukaryota; Metazoa; Chordata; Mammalia; Primates; Cebidae
Gene: SPIN4
Product: spindlin family member 4
Exons: 4
Coding region: 1016-1765 (249 amino acids)
Biological process (GO): regulation of DNA-templated transcription; gamete generation
Cellular component (GO): cytosol; nucleoplasm
Source: RefSeq, a predicted model, not a curated record
CACAUCACAGCUGCUGGCCUUGAGACCAGUUGGAAACAGCUCCCCAAUACCUUGAGAGCCCCAAGUGGGGGAGGAGGGGCCUAAAGUUAAAGCCACUUUGUGGGGUUGUAAGAAAGAAUUCCCUUGAAGGAUGUAACCAAAGGCCUGAGGAUACUGUUUUCUUCUUUCACAUGUCAACUGCUCUUCUAAGCAAAAAGAGUGAGGAAUUCCUGGAAGACAGAAAGCAGAUGGAGCCACUGUGUAGGAGGCUGGCGGGCAGCCGACCGCCAGAAAGGAGGAGGAGGGGAGUCGGCCUGUCUGGCUAGGGUUUGAGGAAAACGGUCGAGGGGCGGAGGAGGAAAUGAGAGAGCGCGUGUGUCAAUACAAACUGAACGCGGGCACGCGCGCUGACCAGCCAGGCUGCAGCCCGCGGAGCGGAAGGCGGGAUGGCCGGGGGCGGAGCCCAGGAGCAGGCGGGCUCGGAGGGGGCGGGUUCCCAGGGCGGCAAAAACCCGGUCGCCAGAGUGAAGCCAAGCCAACUAGCGCAGCGAAGCCUAGGCCGCGCGGACUCCUCAGAGACUUGCCGCCGCCUCCGCCUUUGCCGCUUCAGCCAUCCCUCUUACGCCUUGUCUGUCUUCACCGUCGUCUCCUCUGUCGCCGUGCCGCAGUCGCACCAGCAUCGACAACAGCUAAGUGGCCGAUUCCGGGACUUGGGGUCGGGGUUGGGGAGGGCGCAAGGCACGAACAGCACACGCGAGCCCGCCAUCUCUUGCGGCAGCCGCCACUGCUGCAGUAACCCUUUCUAAGGGCGAGAGAGGAAAGCGCUGUGGAGAGGCACACCCUGUCCCAGUGCUCACGGUUAGAGUUCGAGCGUUUCUGCCAAAACCUUGUUGAGAGCCUUGCACUUGGAGAAGGGAGCACAGAGCAGGUCUUUGAGAUCGCGAAAAAAAUAAAUAUCACAUUACAUACUGUUGACUUUUUGUCAGUUUAAUCGACCAGGGCAGAGCUUUCUCCAAGCCCUCUGAAUCCCUGAGCUAUGUCUCCUCCGACUGUGCCUCCGAUAGGGGUAGAUGGCGUGUCCGCAUACCUGAUGAAGAAAAGGCACACCCACAGGAAGCAACGGCGCAAGCCCACUUUCCUUACUCGUAGGAACAUCGUGGGCUGCCGCAUUCAACACGGCUGGAAGGAAGGCAACGAGCCAGUGGAGCAGUGGAAGGGCACUGUGCUCGAGCAGGUUUCCGUGAAGCCCACUCUCUAUAUCAUUAAAUACGAUGGCAAAGAUAGUGUGUAUGGACUAGAACUGCACCGCGAUAAGAGAGUUUUAGCGCUAGAGAUCCUUCCUGAGAGAGUGCCAACUCCUCGAAUCGAUUCACGACUGGCAGAUUCCCUGAUUGGCAAGGCAGUGGGGCAUGUGUUUGAAGGCGAGCACGGUACAAAAGAUGAAUGGAAGGGUAUGGUCCUGGCGCGAGCGCCUGUGAUGGAUACUUGGUUUUACAUCACCUACGAGAAAGAUCCUGUUCUCUAUAUGUAUACGCUGCUUGAUGACUACAAAGAUGGUGACCUACGCAUCAUUCCAGAUUCCAACUACUAUUUCCCUACAGCAGAACGGGAGCCUGGAGAGGUGCUCGACAGUCUCGUGGGCAAGCAGGUGGAGCAUGCCAAAGAUGACGGGUCCAAGAGAACUGGCAUUUUUAUACAUCAAGUGGUGGCAAAGCCAUCUGUCUACUUCAUUAAGUUUGAUGAUGAUAUUCACAUUUAUGUCUAUGGUUUGGUGAAAACUCCCUAAAUUCUUUGUGCUCUUUACAGAAGUUGUGGAACUUUUAUAUGUAAAUUAUUUUGUGUCCUCGUAAUUGUGAACGUAGAGAACAGGUUAGGCGUCAGAAAUUUAGGAAAGUGGAUAAAUUGUAUUGUGCCUCCAAAUCUUACCUUGACUAGUUUCACAAUUUUGCCUCAAGUGUACUCUGGUACUUUUGAUAUUGCCUAGUUCUGUAAUUUAACAUUUAAUUUGGGUGCCAAUAGAAAAUUAAAAAGUGUUUGCAACCAUUGAAACAAUGCAAAAAUCGAUUAAGAAAAAUUAAUGGUGUAAAACCACGCCCUGUCCUUCCCACUUCCUUUCUUUACUUUGUUUCUUCCCAGGUAACAAGUGUUGAGGACACGAAGUACAUCCUUCUACCUGUUUUCCCCAUCUCCUUACAGAAAGUAUCUUCCAAUAGUUUCUGUAAAAUGGCAAGCCACAUACUUUUCUUUCUUGACAUGUAGAUGAUAUCUCUUCUGAUCAGUAGCUUCAGUCUUUCUUGCUAUUCUGGCUCCCUGGCCCUCACUCUCACUCUCUUGCACUCUUGCUCUCCCCUGCACGCCCUUCCUCUAACAGCUGAACACACAGUACAUGUUGAUAUGCCAAAGGAGCAUUCAAACAUUUCAUUAUUGAUCGUCUUUUAUUUCCUUUUUUUCAAAAUAACGCUGCUGUACUGGUGCUUUUAUUUCUGUAGGUUGGCUUCCCAGAAAUGCUAUGUAGGCGUACGUUUUAGAAAUGUUACAAGAUUACUAUCCAAAAUGAAAGCGCUCAUUCCAGCAUCCUCUCCAGCACUCUUCAAUGCUUGAAAAUAUGAAAAGCUAAAAAUUACAUUGUAUUGCUUGUUACUUUAAUUGCCUUUUAUCUGACUUAAAAGAGGUUUGUUGUUGU